This is a messenger RNA of Ornithorhynchus anatinus (platypus), 3259 nucleotides long. RefSeq lists its product as uncharacterized. The coding region runs from base 791 to 2710 and encodes 639 amino acids. The transcript has 2 exons. Lineage: Eukaryota; Metazoa; Chordata; Mammalia; Monotremata; Ornithorhynchidae. The record is from RefSeq and is a predicted model, not a curated record.
AGAAAGGGACUCAAUUUUUGUAUUGCUUUCCUGAAACGUGGGCUCCUCAGGACAGCUGCCAGAGUAAUCUUCAAUAUUUAAUGCCACGUGCUGAGAAGGGCGCCAAAAGCGGGGUCGGUGGGAGAGUGGCUCGCUCUGUGCUUCAGGAGCUGAGCUGCAAGAGUGAAGUGGAAGAUUGACCAGCUCUAGGGACAAACUCACUGUCUUUGCCUCGGGUGGUCCACGGGCAAGUUGGUCACGGAGGAGUUUCCAGGGCAACAUCUUGGCACCCAAUAUGGUAUUUGAUCUACGACUGUGAUUCUACAACCCCAAAUAAGGCUUGAGACCGGGGAACUCAGAGGAACAGGACGCAGAGACUGAUCUUCUUGCUCUUUGUGGAUCAGAUGCAAUAGCACUUACAGGACUGGCGUGCUAGAAGCUAAAGGUCUCCGUAGGAGACCACUGAGGAGAGGGCGGAGCAGCCAGACGCCGGGCAUCAGCAGAUUGCUGGAAAGGAGGAGGUGGGGAAGACUGGUAUCAUCUGCCCGGUCUAAGAGUGGUCUCUCUUUGACUUUGUUGUAACUGUCUAAUCGUGGUAGGGUGUUGUUAUUUAAGUGCUUGGGAGGGAACUGAUCUGAUCUGGGCCGGGGGAGUGGAAGCACUGCAGCACAGUGGUCACACUUCUAGCUGUGACAACAGCAUCAUUUGCACUCAUAUAACUCGAACUGUGCCUCGGGACGGGUAUACAGUGGUCCAGUAGAUAAGGGAAGUAGAUCUCCUAUAUCCCAGGUCACCCCACAGUGAGAUCACAAUGAGGGCUAUCCUCACAAGAUGCUUAUUCAUGUUAGGAAUGACAGAAAUCUGGAGGCAAGAGAUCUCAAGACCAAGAACCCAGAUCUCCCUAAAGAGCUGGAACGAGACUGCCAUGAGGAUGAUUUGGAAUAAUGGGGGCAUCAACCACUUGGUAGGGGGAGAAAGACAGAAUCCCCACAAUUGGAGUGUUUGCACUCAGAAUACCACCGCCUUUGAGGCAGUCGAUUGGCUUUGGUUGGUGAAGGUCCUGGGCCAACUUCUGCCGGGUCCUUGGGGUGCUAGGCUGAACCAGAUUCUAAAUAUCUUCACCCAGGAUCUGGGCAACCCUACCACCAUAGGGAAGGACCAGUUUCCAGUCAUACAAAAUAACAGCACCUUCAGGACAGAUGUGGACAGGGACCACCGAGAUAUCUCUUGGGUGGGGCUGAGCCAGAAAAAACAAUUGAAUUUUACGUUAAGCAAGAGACCCAGAGUCGAAAUUACACGGCUUCCCCAGUGGGUCAGGAAAGGCCUAGCAGAGAACACCGUCCUAAAGAAGAGACCCCUCGAGGCCCUCCUGAGAAACAGAUCAGUACACAUCAGGCCUGGUCCCGUGAGGGAAACCGUGACAACUUGGUACAUUGAGGCCUUUUGGGCAAGCUGGUCCUACUCAGAAUGUUUCCCUUACAUCAUCUGGGUGAGGGCUACCUGCAGAGGGUGGAUUGGAAUCCACCAAGUCAUCUGGAUUAAGCUGUCCUGGCCAGAGAGGCAUGUUUGGGGAAUAACAGAACUGGGAAUGGGGGUAUGGAAUCUGGUCAUUGAGACUAAUUUACAGGCAAUAAAUCAAGGCUUGGGGACCCAGGAGUUGGAGGAGGUCUUUACUCCUGCCUUCCAAACCGCUAGCCAGGAGUGGACCCAAUUACAUCUCUUAAGAGCAAAGGUGAAGGAGUUGUUAGAGAAGCAGAGUGAGAUGAUGGGCCAGCUGUUCCAGAUUAUACCUGCAGGGGCAUGGGGGCAUGAUGCCCAGAGAAUAGUUUUCACCAUGCUAUUGUAUAUUCAACAGGCAGUAUACCUGCAGAAGGGGCUAGAAGAACUGACCCAUUUUUUACCCUCCAAAUCGCACCCAGUAAGGGACCCUUCUCAGUGGCCGGGCCUGGUAGUGGGGUGCUAUGGAAAAAGGCAGCAGUAUAGCAUUCAGGUAUGCAGACUGUCUGGGCCACCAUUCUGUCAGUUUCCAAUUGGGAUUGUGGAAAAGGGGGAAUGGGUAAGACUGGCGUUUACCUGGGUAGAAACCUGGAAUGGCAUACAAAUCAACAUCUGGUCCUCAGAGACCUAUAGCCCAGACAACCCCGGGAACCUCAGGGUCAGCCUUUGGUGUCCCUCAAGGCAAAAGGGGGACGAGAAUUAUUCGGUGUCCUGGAUCAUUACCACUAGAAGACUCUGGUACUUGGGGGAUGGUCAGUACACCCAGUGUAGUUUAACCGGCAGGGCAAUCAAGAGGCGAACCCAAGCCUGGGGGGAAUGGGGACCCCAGGCCUUCAUGAGUGGGUGCUGGUGGGUUCUCAACAAUUUCUGUUGGGUCAAUAUCAGCGGGAAAGUAGUUUUCCAAGCAUUAGAUGUCAAAGGACCCGCCGGACGAGGGAACCUGAUACCACCCAGUCUAACCUCUGAGGAUAGUGGCUAUCUGGAAAGGGUCUCGAGGGCUUGGGAUAAUGGGACACAGACAUGGGAGAUUGUGGUGAGCCAAUUCCGAAUGGCCACUGAAAAAGCUGUAUCCCUAGUCAAAGAGUACAGCCAAACCUGUCAAAGGUGGGAGAAGGACUGGUUGUUUCUCUGUUCAUCAGAGUCAUUACUGAUAAACAUCAUCCACGCAUGGGUACUUGCCAUCCUGGCAGGUAUUGUGCUUGUAAUGGGAUUGCUCAUCCUAUGCAAAUACUAGAGCCACCAGACAGCUGUCCAGAGACUGAAGGAUUUACUCAGCUCUGGGGGUCACGGAGGCCUGCAAGAGAAAAGAAGGUGAGGACAUGUAAGGAGAAACAGAGACUCUGGAGAAGAGGGAGUGAUGGGCUUAUGAUGGCAAAAAUAAAAUAAGCAAGUUUAGGGUGGGAAACUAUAACAGUAGAAGGGGGGGGGGGGGAUAUUGUUGAGUAGAAACCUAGAACUAACUCAAGGGUACUAAGAGGUAAAUAGGAGAGUUAGUGCAAACACAGUAGAGAAAUUAAAACAAAGACGGCCCAUAGCUCCAUCCAGAAGAUGUGACGUCGACUGAACGCAGAACAAGGCCCAACAUGCGAACCAUAAAAGGGAUGUCCAGAGAUGCACGGAGGAGGAAGAGCUGGGAUGAUGACAGAUGGACUUCCAUGAUGAGCCAAAGCAAGGCCAAGGUGGACUUUAUGGGGAGGGAAGGGACUCAAUCUUUAGAAAUCUGUGCCUGUAACAUAUGCUCCUCAGGACAAGAGUACCUGGGUAAUAAACCUUCAAUAUUGAA